Molecule: messenger RNA, 2675 nt
Organism: Grammomys surdaster
Lineage: Eukaryota; Metazoa; Chordata; Mammalia; Rodentia; Muridae
Gene: CUNH2orf42
Product: chromosome unknown C2orf42 homolog
Exons: 11
Coding region: 507-2231 (574 amino acids)
Cellular component (GO): nucleus
Source: RefSeq, a predicted model, not a curated record
CUAGAGUUGAGAGGAAGUGAGCGUCUCGCAGAGGCUGCCGGGAAGCGGGUCGCAUUGGGAAGUGCGUUUUCCAGCCGUCCGUUCCCGGAAGCUGCGCUUAGGCGCGCUCCCCUAAACAACACAGAGGGAUUGUGGCCCGGACUCUUGUUAUUUGGCAGCAACCAGGCUGAUUCUACAAUCAGUAAAGGUCUGCGGGUUGUGACGUUUCGGUCCAACAAGACAGUUUUAUUCCUGAAAUGGGCUGCCAAGAGUUCUACCUAGAGGAGCUGGAAUCUGACUGGAACCCUGGGCAAGAGCUUUGCCAUAGGGAAUGGAAUGUCUGCAGUGUUACAUCAGAGUUCAGCCUUCAGAGGACUUAGGCCAAGUGGCACACCUCACUGCAGAUGAGCAUGCCUGGUUUUGUGCUGUCUGAUUAUCACAAACUAAUGAGACACAUGUUAGGUCUUAUGGACGCAGGUUCCACUGUUCUCCAGGUGCCCUGGCGGCUGGUGCAGGGGCUGUGAACAAUGGAACCCAACUCUCAGAGGACUAAAGUCCCAGCUUUCUUAUCUGACUUGGGGAAGGCCACACUGAGGGGAAUCAGGAAGUGUCCCCGAUGUGGUACGUACAAUGGUACCCGUGGGUUGAGCUGUAAGAACAAGACAUGUGGAACCAUAUUUCGCUAUGGUGCCCGAAAGCAGCCUAGCAUUGAAGCUGUCAAAAUCAUCACCGGCUCUGAUCUACAGAUCUACUCUGUGCGGCAAAGAGACCGAGGCCCUGACUACCGAUGCUUUGUGGAGCUAGGUGUUUCAGAGACCGCAAUCCAGACCGUGGAUGGUACAAUUAUCACUCAGCUGAGCUCUGGCCGGUGUUAUGUCCCAUCAUGCUUGAAAGCUGCCACUCAAGGCGUUGUGGAAAACCAGUGUCAACACAUCAAGCUAGCAGUGAACUGCCAGGCCGAGGCCACCCCUCUGACUCUGAAGAGUUCAGUCCUGAAUGCUAUGCAGGCUUCCCCAGAAACCAAACAGACCAUCUGGCAGUUGGCCACAGAACCUACAGGUCCCCUGGUGCAGAGAGUCACUAAAAACAUUAUGGUAGUGAAAUGCAAAGCCAGCCAAAAGCACAACUUGGGCUAUUUGCACACGUCCUUCAUGCAGAAAAUCAGCUCCAGAAGCUUGUCAGAGCGCCGUUUCUUCUGCUCCUGCCAGACUCUGAAAUCACAUAAGUCCAGCAUCCCCAAGGCUGAGGCAACCCCAAAGUGCAUCCACUUCUUUGCUUGCCUCUGUGCCUUUGCCAGUGAUGAGACAUUGGCUCAGGAAUUCUCGGACUUCCUAAAUUUCGAUGCCAGCGGUCUUAAAGAGAUAGUUAUACCCCAGUUAGGCUGCCACGCAGAAUCGUCUGUCUCAGCUUGUGAGUCUGCUGCCUCUAAGUCCCGGAAGAGGAAGAAGGAUGAAAUGUCUGGUGCACAGGUGAAUAACUCACUGAUGCCACAAGAUGCAAUAAACAGCAAUCUAAGGAAGAGCGGCCUGAAAAAGCCUGUGGUUACGGCGUCACUAAAAAGGCAGGUCUGUGGUCAGCUGUUAGAUGAGGCACAAGUGACCUUGUCCUUCCAAGACUGGCUGGCCAGUGUCACAGAGCGCAUCCAUCAAACCAUGCACUAUCAGUUUGAUGGAAAACCAGAGCCCCUGGUGUUCCACAUUCCUCAGUCCUUUUUUGAUGCCUUGCAACAGAGAAUAUCCAUAGGAAGUGCAAAAAAGCGGCUCCCCAACUCCACCACAGCUUUUGUUCGGAAAGAUGCCCUGCCACUGGGAACCUUUUCCAAAUACACCUGGCAUAUCACUAAUAUUCUGCAAGUCAAACAAAUCUUAGACACCCCAGAGAUGCCCCUGGAAAUCACACGAAGCUUUAUCCAGAACCGGGAUGGGACUUACGAGCUUUUUAAAUGCCCUAAAGUGGAAGUAGAGAGCAUAGCGGAAACCUACGGCCGCAUCGAGAAGCAGCCUGUCCUCAGACCCUUGGAGCUGAAAACCUUCCUCAAAGUUGGUAACACUUCCCCAGAUCAAAAGGAGCCAACACCCUUUAUCAUUGAGUGGAUCCCAGAUAUCCUCCCGCAGUCCAAGAUUGGUGAGCUUCGAAUCAAGUUUGAGUAUGGUCAUCAUCGGAAUGGACAUGUGGCUGACUACCAGGACCCAAGGCCAUCCAUGGACCAACCUUUGGAGCUGGCCCCUCUGACUACUAUCACUUUUCCUUGAGGCAAAUCAAGAGUAUUUUGCAAUGUUUGCACAUCCCAACCCCGAGGACUGUAAAUUCUAGUAGCACUUAUUUGAUCCCUGCUAACUAACGAACGGCACUUGGCUAAGAUGCAGUUACUCAGCCCAUCCAUGGUGUUCUGUAGAAGAAACUCUUGUAAAUAGCCUUGUGUGUACAGUGUUCAUUACAGAUUGGACACUUAUUUCUGACCAGAGUUUUAGAACAAGAAGAAACAACAAAAGUCCAGCUCAUUGGCUUUUCGUGGAUUCACCUGCAGCUUGGUUUUCUGUAAUUCUCUAAAAGUCGCAGCACUGGAUCUUAGCCAACAGUGUUGGACAGCUAAUGAUGCCCUGGGUGGAGCAGAAUCCUCUCUCUCUACCUGAGAGCUCAAAUCAUACUCUUUAUCCUGAUAACAAAUAAAGUACAGUGUCACUAGUUUUUCCAAA